UCCUGGUAGCGUAGUGAGACAGUCAAAGCGGAAGUGCGAGGCGGCCGGGUUAAUUUUUUUUGCGGAAGAAGUAUCACUUUGGGACAAAAAGACGGACAUUUUAGCCGCGUUUUCGCCCUCAAUGAUGGCUCCCUGGCCUGGAGCCACGAUUCUGAUCGUCCUCUGCUUCUUCUUGACCGGAGAACAGGUGUUAGCCCAGGACUGUUCUGAUCUCUAUGAUAGUGGCCAAAGAGAUGAUGGUGUCUUCCCUGUAGGCAACCCUGCAUUCAGUGCUCUAUGUGAUAUGACCUAUGAUGGCGGUGGCUGGACUGUCAUACAGAAAAGAGAAACCGGUACCCCUUCUUUCGACAAACAAUGGAGUCAAUACACAGAUGGUUUUGGCUCUAUACAUACCGAAGACUUUUGGUUGGGUUUGGACAGAAUCCACCAACUCACUUCACAGAAAGCGUACAAACUCGCAGUGAAACUGGAAGACUGGAACGGCACAGUUGCAGAGGUGCAGUACUCUCAGUUCUCAGUAGGGGGCUACGACAGUAGCUACACCUUACAGAUAGGAGGCUACACUGGAACUACACCUGGGGACAGUCUAACCAUCUCUAACGGAGCAAAAUUUUCAACAAUGGAUCAGGAUAAUGAUGGAAAUGUGACUUAUAACUGUGCACAAUACAAUGGAAGAGGUGGCUGGUGGUAUCCUAUGUCUUGUGGCCAGGGCACGUUGAAUGGCUACUAUCUGACCGACUGCAAAGGGCAGUCCAGCACACCAGCAUGUAUGAAACAAGGACUAGUCUGGGCUACAUGGAGGGGACCAAGCUACUCACUCAAGAAGAGCACUAUGAUGAUCAAACCAGUCCUGCUUGCAGAGGCAUGUGGUGAUGGUUUCUAUGGUGAUGACUGCAGACCUUGUGGAUUGUGUGCUAACGGUGCUUUCUGUGACAAGUCUUCUGGGUACUGUCCCUACAACAGCCCUCGAUGUGGCCCAGGGUAUACGGGUAUACUAUGUCAGACAGAAUGUGGUGAUGGUUUUUAUGGUGAGGACUGCAGACAGCACUGUGGACACUGCUCCAAUGGUGGAGCCUGUUCCCAGACUUUUGGUUUCUGUCCUUCCACUACUGGGCCUCACUGUGCCCCAGGGUACCAGGGUGGACAAUGUCAGACAGCUUGUUCUGAGGGGAAGUUUGGUGCAGACUGUACCCAAACCUGCCACUGUAAAUUCCCAGAUGAAUGUAGCAUUGAGGAUGGGAGGUGUUUGUAUGGAGGGUGUGAGGAGGGGUGGACAGGGCAGUCUUGUCAGGAUGAUGUAGAUGAGUGUGUGAGCCAGCCGUGUAAGAACGGUGCCACCUGCGUAAACAUGCCACCUGCAGGCAGCGCCACCUACAGCUGUGACUGUGCACCUGGAUGGACUGGAACUAACUGCGAUGAAGAAGUAGAUGAGUGCCAGUCUAACCCCUGUACAGGAGGGACCUGUGUGGACAGAUUUAAUGGCUACAUGUGUACCUGCAGCAGUGGGAACAUCGGUGUUAAUUGUGACAUAGAUCCAGCCGUGCUUGUACCUGGUGACCUCCAGGCUGUCUCUGCCAGCAGUUACUGUGGGGAUGGACAGAUUCACCUGUCAUGGACGCCACCUACAGACCACCGCGCCGAUGUCACCGGUUACGACAUCAGCUACCACCCUGCCGGUACGGCUGGGUCACCUCAGGUCAUCAGUAAUGCAACAGCGGGGACCAGGUAUUUUCUGCAAAACCUCCAGUCCUACACGCGGUAUGAGUUCUCUGUGCGAGCUUUGGUCACCAACGGUGUGGGUGCCUGGCCUCGAUGGAAAACUGCACAGACAAACCCUGGCAAUCCGACACCAGUUAGGUCUCUACAGCUCCGUAACAUUUCUUCUACUGUCCUCCUGGCUACCUGGGAGGAACCAGAAGCCCUGAAUGGGCAACUGUUGUACUAUCAAGUGGAACUAUUCAGAGGCUUCAUAAAGGUUGCUGAUAACACAGUGAAUCCAGGAGACGCUCUGCGAGUUAACUAUGAGGGAUUGGUCCCAGCAACAGAAUACACAGUCAGAGUUGUUCCCUUCAAUCUUGGUCCUUGUAGAGGGACUGAAAGUAGAACCAACAUGACAACCAGUGAUGGACUACCCAGUGCUCCAAGAGGAGUAUAUCUGUCCAGAAGUCAGACUGCCUGUGUUGUACAGUGGGAUGUACCAAAGACUCCAAAUGGCACCAUCAUCAAAUACACGAUCUAUCUGACUGCCAUGUGGAUAGAUGCUCCCCCUGGUGCCCAGGCUGUGGAGUACAGCCAGGAUAACUUCAACCCUUACACCAGAAUGGGAACCUUCCCUCUGCGCUUCCUGAAACCAAACUCCAGGUACAGGUUCAACAUGACGGCAUCCACGUACGCAGGGCCGGGGGAGUUCAGCAGCUACACGGACAGUACCAGUAUGUGUGAGGUCCCACCUGGGAAACCCAUAACCCCCACUCCCCCAUCGAUGCCACAGACGGCUGAUGUCAUCAAGCACGACGGCUAUCCCAUAACGCUCUCACAGGUGUCGGAGAGGACAGGACCUGUGGAAUGUUACCAUGUGCUUGUUGUGGAGAUGACAGAUGAGAUGUCCCUGAGGACCCUGCCGAAUGUGGACCAGCUGAACGUGGUGUCUCAACAAGAGGCCGCUUCAUCAGGCAACAAUGUUACUGCCUAUGUGGCCAUGGCCUUCAAUAGGGAUGACUUUGUGGAAGACGUUUUCCUGGGUGAUGGUAGGAAGACAUCUUGUGCCGGCACUGGCAGAAGGAGGCGUGAACAGUCAGUACAGGACAUCUAUGAGGAAGUGUACACCAACUCUCCCCUCAAACCUGGUACAAGAUACACUGUAGUACACAGGGCUUAUGGCAGCAAGCCUCAGGAUGGCUCUCAGCCCCUCUACAGCAGCAGUGGUUACUCCCUGCCCAUCAUGACUGCGCCGUCCCCGGGUACCAACUGGAUGCUGAUCCUCAUCAUCCUCUGUUCAGCUGUGAUCGUCCUCAUCAUUCUUACUGUGUUGAUCCUUCUCAUCAGGAGGAGGUUGAACAACAAGGCAGCGGCUAAUAACGGCAUGCCUCACAUGAGGAGGUCCAAGAAGAGGAGUGGACUGAGAAACUCCUUCAGGAAGAGCGGUGGUCGAGACGAUGAGAUGCCUCUCCAUAGGGGUGCUGCGUACUACCCGCCCAUCCCCAUGGAGAGACUGGAGAAGGAGUUCAACCGUCGCCAUGCCAACGAUGACCAGCUGUUCCGUGAGGAGUACGACGCGCUGCCCCAGGAGCCGUCCGCGUCGUACGAGGCCUUCCUCAUGCCCGAGAACAGCAAGAAGAACAGAUUCGUCAACAUCUACAUGUACGACCACUCUCGUGUGCACCUGACCCCCAUCCCUGGAGUGGCAUGUUCUGACUACAUCAAUGCUAACUACGUGGAUGGCUACAAGCACCCCAAGAAGUUCAUCGCAGCUCAAGGGCCCAAGGAGGAAACCCUGCAGGACUUCUGGAGGAUGGUUUGGGAACAGAACACGGCAACUAUCGUCAUGGUAACCAAUGUCAAAGAGAAGAACAAGGUGAAGUGCAGCCAGUACUGGCCAGAUGCAGGGUCCAAGCAGUACGGAGACAUCACAGUGACGAGUGAGGAGACCUCCACUCUAGUGGAUUACAUCAUCAGGACUCUCACUCUUGAGAGGGGUGAGGAGUCCCGUACUCUACUCCACUUCCACUUCACCACCUGGCCGGACUUCGGUGUGCCCAAGAGUCCGCUGGGCAUGAUGAAGUUUGUGAGGAGAGUGAAGGCUGCCAACCCCGCCAACUCUGGGCCGAUAGUGGUGCACUGCAGCGCGGGAGUUGGUCGGACAGGCACGUUUAUCGUGAUUGACGCCAUGUUUGAAAUGAUCGCGGCGGAACAGAGGGUGGACGUGUUCGGGUUCGUUGGACAGAUCCGACAGAGCAGAUGCAUGAUGGUCCAGACAGAGGGCCAGUAUGUGUUUAUCUAUCAGGCCCUGCUGGAACACUUUCUGUACGGAGAUACUGAGAUCGAGGUGACCAACCUGCGCAGACACCUGCAGCAGCUGGCGGCCAAGCUACCGGACUCUCAGGACACUGGCAUGGAGGCUGAGUUCAAGAAACUGACCCAAAUCCCCAUUGAGAAACACAACAUGCGGUCUGGAAACCUUCCAGACAACAUCAAGAAAAACAGGGUGCUGCAAAUCUUGCCAUAUGACACAUCUAGAGUGUACAUCACCCCAACUGUGGGCAUGAAGAACUCAGACUACAUCAAUGCAGCCUUUGUUGAUGGCUACAGGGAAAAGGAUGCCUACAUUGCCACCCAAGGCCCCCUACCCCACACUGUGAAUGAUUUCUGGAAGAUGGUUUGGGAAUGGAAGUCCUGCUCGAUCAUCAUGCUGACAGAGUUGCAGGAGAGGGGCCAUGAAAAGUGCCAUAAGUACUGGCCAGGUGAAGUAGAGAUGUAUGGAGAUAUUUGUGUGGAGGCCAAGGGAGACAAAACCUUCCAGGACUACACAGUCCGCACCUUCCACAUCACCAACACAAAGACCCACAAGUUCCAGAAACAUCCUGAAGAGACAGAGGGGCUGCUGGAAAUGACGGCGUCCUGUCGCACAGUGCAGCAGUUCCACUUCCACGGCUGGCCUGAGAUCGGCAUCCCAGCCAACGCUGCCGGCAUGCUGGACUUGAUUGGUCAGGUGGAGAGGCAGCAGCAACAGUCUGGCAACGGACCAAUCACUGUUCACUGCAGUUCCGGUGCAGGCCGCACGGGGGCCUUCAUCACCCUGAGCACAGUGAUAGAGCGGGUGAAGGCAGAGGGCAUCUGUGAUGUUUUCCAAACUGUCAAAUCCAUGAGAUACCAGAGACCUCACAUGGUGCAAACAGUGGAACAGUACCAGUUCAUCUAUCAAGCCGUACUGGAGUACCUGGACAGUUUCACCCUCUAUGCAAACUUCAAGGACCUGCAAUAGCCUUGUCUGUGGCACACAGGCUCUUCACUGUUCAGGAGAUCUGUACUGUUUCUUUUCUUUUCUGAGUAGACUUGCCAUACUCUGCAGAGUGGCUGUAAACACACACACACACACACACACACACACACACACACACACACACACACACACACACACACACACACAAAUCACACUCACACAGAGUUCAGGGCCCUUAGAUAUAGACCUCUGACUCAAGGGAACAGUCAAAAAAAGAAACCCUCCUCCCCAAAAAGAUAUAACAAUCAUGAGAAGUCACAGUUUUGAUUUGAGCCACAACUGCAGAGCUCACGGCAACCAUAAAGUCAAACUUUGGAUUAAUCAAAUUUUAGUUGAUAAUGUGACCAAUAUUAGUAAGGUGACCAAUUCCCCCAGCAUACAUGUAGUUGCCAGCAUCAAGCAUCUACUUGUAGAGGACAGAUCAAAUUAGAGGGCCACUUGGAGUGCAAUUUCAUCAAGCUAGCGAUAGCCAUGCAGACUGGAACCAGCAGUUGUGUUGCAUCUUCUGUCAAGUAGCAUCCCACUGUUUCCUAAUAUGGGCAUUACAUACUGUUAAUGCCACAAGCAUACCUAUGCUCAUUAGCAUAAUGUAUGCAGA
Branchiostoma belcheri (Belcher's lancelet) is the source of this 5597-nucleotide messenger RNA. RefSeq names its product tyrosine-protein phosphatase Lar-like. The coding region runs from base 122 to 4981 and encodes 1619 amino acids. Gene Ontology annotation, biological process: protein dephosphorylation. The transcript has 32 exons. The record is from RefSeq and is a predicted model, not a curated record. Lineage: Eukaryota; Metazoa; Chordata; Leptocardii; Amphioxiformes; Branchiostomatidae. Gene Ontology annotation, molecular function: calcium ion binding; protein tyrosine phosphatase activity; protein binding.